GCCCUUCCCGUUUGAGCGGCAGACAAGAUGCAUGUGUAUAGUAACACGUACAAAUGGAAGUUGGGGGGGGGGGGGGGGGGGGGGGCGUUAUAUAGACAGGUAGACAGAGACCGGGGGGCAAGGAACAAGAGGCACAAGUUGAGGUUCGAUAUUGGAAGUGGAGGAGAGAGGCCCUGGUGUUAUCUACUCACUUCCCUUCUCUAGUUUUGUUCAUUCUCAUAGGCUUCAUUCUGAGGUCUCUUCAACUCUGCCCGACUCUCUUCAGCCUGAAAGACUCAGAGUCUUCCAGCUUCUGUACCUGGGUCUCAAAUGGUGAGUUGGGUCUUAACAGAAUGUGGCCUAAAGCCUCUCCCUAGAAUCUUUCCUCGACUCCGAGAUGGACUGGCAUCAAACAGUUCCUUUCCUUCCGAGGUGAGGCCGUUACCAAUCUUCAAAAGCUAUCGUCUUGUUUCUUCUUUGGGAGUAUCAAGUGGGUUUAGAGGAAACAGUUGGGCACUGAAUGUGAGUGCUCCACUAAGGGUCACAUCUGUGGGAGAGGGAGAUGAAAAUAGAGAGAGAAAUAGUGGGGUUAAUGGGCUUGAAGAUGAUGGUGAAUUCGACCCCGGUUCACCUCCUCCAUUUCGAUUGGCUGAUAUCCGAGCGGCCAUUCCAAAGCAUUGUUGGGUUAAAGACCCUUGGAGAUCUAUGAGCUAUGUUGUGAGGGAUAUGGUGGUGGUCUUUGGGUUGGCGGCUGUUGCGGCUUACUUUAACCAUUGGGUUGUCUGGCCUCUCUACUGGAUUGCUCAGGGGACAAUGUUCUGGGCUCUCUUUGUUCUUGGCCAUGACUGUGGUCAUGGGAGCUUCUCUAAUAAUCCUAAUCUCAAUAGUGUUGUGGGCCAUCUCCUUCAUUCUUCAAUCCUUGUCCCCUACCAUGGAUGGAGAAUUAGCCACCGGACUCAUCAUCAAAACCAUGGACACGUUGAGAAUGAUGAAUCGUGGCAUCCCUUGUCCGAGAAAAUUUACAAGAAUUUGGAUAAUGUCACCCGAACCUUGAGGUUUACCUUUCCUUUUCCAAUGCUUGCUUAUCCUUUCUAUUUGUGGGGUCGAAGUCCUGGAAAGAAGGGCUCUCAUUUUCACCCAAACAGCGACUUGUUUGUCCCAAAUGAAAGAAAAGAUGUUGUCACCUCAACUGCUUGUUGGACUGCAAUGGCUGCUCUGCUUGGGUAUUUAUCCUUUGUUAUGGGUCCUCUCCAAAUGCUUAAACUCUAUUUCAUUCCCUACUGGAUAUUUGUAAUGUGGCUAGAUCUAGUGACUUAUUUGCAUCACCAUGGCCACGAGGAGAAACUUCCUUGGUAUCGUGGAAAGGAAUGGAGUUAUCUGAGGGGAGGACUCACAACUCUUGAUCGGGAUUAUGGAAUAAUCAAUAACAUCCACCAUGAUAUUGGGACCCAUGUCAUACAUCACCUAUUCCCUCAAAUCCCACAUUACCACUUAGUAGAAGCAACUGAGGCAGCUAAGCCUGUGCUCGGGAAGUACCGCCGAGAACCGAAGAAGUCUGGUCCUCUCCCAUUUCAUUUAGUGGGAACCCUUAUAAGGAGCAUGAAACAAGAUCACUAUGUGAGCGAAACUGGAGAUGUUGUAUACUAUCAAACAGACCCCCAACUCUAUGGACCCGAGGCAUCAAAAUGAACAACUGAAGAUGGAUUUUUUAUUUGUUUUUUUUUUUUCACUUCUGACAUAUUAUCUGUCUUUGUAUCAAUAUCUCUCUGGCCUAUAUAUUAAAUCAUCUCUGUAUUAGCCGUAGUGGAAUAAUGAAGCCUAUCACAUUGUACAUGGACAUAAAUGUCUCAGUAUAAUAAAACUAAUUUUCUGAAAAAA
Messenger RNA from Juglans microcarpa x Juglans regia, 1857 nucleotides. Its product is annotated as omega-3 fatty acid desaturase, chloroplastic-like. NCBI's taxonomy places the organism in Eukaryota, Viridiplantae, Streptophyta, Magnoliopsida, Fagales, Juglandaceae. Gene Ontology annotation, biological process: lipid metabolic process. The coding region runs from base 310 to 1668 and encodes 452 amino acids. The record is from RefSeq and is a predicted model, not a curated record. Gene Ontology annotation, molecular function: oxidoreductase activity, acting on paired donors, with oxidation of a pair of donors resulting in the reduction of molecular oxygen to two molecules of water. The transcript is spliced from 8 exons.